Molecule: messenger RNA, 1635 nt
Organism: Lineus longissimus
Lineage: Eukaryota; Metazoa; Nemertea; Pilidiophora; Heteronemertea; Lineidae
Exons: 4
Coding region: 517-1209 (230 amino acids)
Source: RefSeq, a predicted model, not a curated record
AUUGGUAACAUUGGCUAGUCGACCUUCCACAGCAAAGUGGGGUUGUCCCGUUGAAAUGUACUGGAGCAAUGGAUUAUAGUUACAGUUUUUGUCUUUUCUUGGGCGGGGCACGGAGGUGAUAUUAUGAAACCAAAAAUGUUGACAUAUUUGGAUUUGCGUUCUAUUUAGCCUGAUUGGUUCCUAGGGACUGGGACCAGGUCAUACGCAGUGUGGAUGCUGGAUGUUAGACAGUUUAUGGCAUCAGAUCGGCCAGUUUCUGUACCUUUGUCAGGUAACACCGGAAUACCCGGCCUCACAAGGCCAGGAGACAGUGAGGAUUUCCUCAAAUCGGACGAGGUGUUUGUCGCAAUAAACGAUGGAAUUAAUCCGUAUCGGUCCUUGGAUUGGCUGAGCUCUCUGGGACACUGAAAUAUCAGUUCCCAAGGAAGGUUGCAGAUUGCACUAUAAUUUUCCACCAGGGUUUCACAUCGUUUCUCAAGACAAAGGCGGGCCGAUACUAUAUAAGCUUCGAUCCUUAUGAUGGUAGCAGUACCAUUGGUUACGGCUUCUCCCAUCCCUCCAGCCGGACCGACCCUUCCUCCAUAUCUCCGGCAAUGCGUGAAGGGACAUCCAACGCUGGAACCACAACGCUGGUUCGGGGACAUCGCUGAGAGGGCGAAGGAAAUACGGACACAAGCUUUACACCUCAAACAGGCAUUUGUGUUCUCCCGGUUCAACGACACAACUCAUGUUGACGACGUCUUUAGAGAAAGACAUCAUUACAGUCACUUCCCUAAGAGACCAAGCACACAACCUAUGGCCCUGCAAGGACAACAUCAGGUCAAUCAAGCUCUGAAUCAGUCUCUGUACCUCCUUGCCGUCUACAUCCACCAUCUUGAGCGGGUAGAAACCCAAGAAAACCAAUUCCAACAAGGACAGUUCUCACAACAGAUCAACAGCCUCGCUAUUGAAAUGAAAGACGCGGCGUAUGGGAUCAACGUCAUGCUGUGCGAGAGAGGACAAGGGCUCAGUGCUGCUGUCUACCAGGAUGUGACAGAACUGGGCAUGGAUGUGACCAGCGCGAGACAUCGACAUGCAAGGUUGCUGUUCGUCAUUGAUGACGUGAUUCAUGUUGGGGGCUUUAUUUUCCGGACCUUUCUAGGCCUUGAGUGCUUAUCAGGCCUACACAUGGACACAUAUCAAAUGGGACCAUUUCAAGACUGGGAGUAGAUUGUAUAGCGUAAAGAAAGCUUACUGGACAGAAAGAUGCAUUUGUGUUGUAACCAUGAUUAGAUCUAUGAUUUUUAUGUUCCUCAUCCAAAUGUUUCCAACGAUACAGCGACAGGCAAGGGGAGACAUUUAGAGAGGACUGAAUUAUGUUUUCGAAAGUUGCUGCGACCUUUGGCUGUUAUGAGGAAGACAGAACAGCGGAUACACAGAAAUACAAACACCUUCCGUCUCCAGGAGAAACUGUCCCCGGGAACCAAGCGUUGUAUGACAGUGAUCUGGACCAGAAAGGUUAUAGGACAGUGGUUCCAGUGGUAUUCGUGGUCAGCUGAAGGCUUAGAAUCGCUCUGUAACAUCCACGCCAGAUUGUGGCACUUCCAUAUCUCAUUUUGCAUUCAUUUUAAUGUUAUGACUCAUCCUGUCUGUUGA